AUGGGUAGACUCACUCAGUUUACUGAUAAACCCGAGGAGUAUCGUGUCUGGAAAAUGUCAUUCCUAAAUGUUGUAAAGGAACUUGAUGUAAGCCCUCAAGAACAAUUAGACUUAUUAUCGAAAUGGUUGGGGCCAGAAUCUCGAAAACAGGCUGUAAGUCUACGUGCUGCAAACAUACACGACCCACCCCAAGCCUUGUGUAAAAUCUGGACUAGGCUCAGUGAGAAGUACGGCGCGCCCGAGCAAAUUGAGUUAUCUUUGAGGGAAAGGCUAAACAAAUUCCCGAAAUUAACGAACCGAGAUGGUCAGAAAUUGUUUGAUCUUUCGAACAUAUUGGCGGAAAUUCAGGCAGUAAAGGAAAACACGGCGUUCAGCUCGAUAAUGGCGUACUACGAUUCGUCCAGCGGUAUAAACCCAAUUGUUUGCAAGUUACCCGUGUUCAUACAAAACAAAUGGACUGACUAUGCGUGCAGAUAUCAAACCGAGCACAAUGUUACAUAUCCGAAAUUCAGUGUUUUCGAGAGGUUCAUACAGGAAAUGAGCUCGCGAAUGAACAACCCGAGUUUCAAUUACACCGAUGGUACUGCGGUACCUAGCGUCAGCAAAGAACAACGUCGUACUGCGUCUACCGGAAGUAGGAAUGCAUACGUCUUUUCAAAGAAAACGGAAGUUAAUGUGCCUACAGCAUUUUUGUGCCCACUUCAUGACAGUGCGAGAGAAGUGAAGCAUUUGUUAUCAGAUUGCCACCUGUUUCUAUCGAAAUCCAAGGACGAAAAGAGGGAAAUUCUCUUAAAACACGGCGUGUGCUUUAAGUGUUGUAAGGACAAACAUUUGGCCAAGGACUGUACAGAAAAAGUAAUCUGUACUGUGUGUAAAGGUUCAUCGCAUUGCACUAUGUUUCAUGAUGACAAAUAUCAGCCCCGUCAGUCUCACGGCGAGGAAAGGACAAGUAUCAGGGGAGACAAUCGUAAGAUAAAUUCCAAGUGUACACAGUUGUGCGGUGAAACCGGUCCCUUCGUGGGGAAAUCGUGUGCAAAAACGGUGUUAGUAAAUAUCUACAAGGACGGACAACUUAAUAAUGUGUUGCGUGCUUAUGCCAUUAUAGAUGAGCAGAGCAAUCGGACAUUGGCCAAAAGUGAGUUCUUCGAUUAUUUUGGAGAUCAUUCUACGGAAACCGGAUACGUACUUUCAUCAUGUGCCGGUGAAAUUCAGGUAACCGGGAGGCAAGGCAGCGGAUACGUAAUGGAAUCAUUGGACAAGGAAUACUCAUUAAAAUUACCGUUGAUUACAGAAUGCAAUCAUAUUCCGAAUGUGAAACAGGAAAUACCUACACCGGAAGUUGCACGACACUAUAGUCACAUGCAGGACAUUGCUCAUCUUAUCCCAGAGUAUGAAAACGAUACGCCCAUAUUGCUUCUCGUUGGCAGAGAUCUCAUUUCGGCGCAUCAUGUGUUGGAACAGCGAACUGGACAUGAACGUGAACCAUAUGCACAGAAAUUAAAAUUCGGUUGGGUAGUUGUAGGAGAAUCGUGCCUAGGUCUCGUUCACAAACCUACGGUCAUAACUGUGAGCAAAACGGUCGUUUUACCGGAUGGCAGACCUACUCUCAUGGAUCCGUGUCCGAAUUACUUCAAGGCUCAGUUUGAAAAAUCCGAUAAGUUGCCAAUUGGAAUGGACAUAUUUCAAAGAACAAAAUUCGAUGAUAUUCCUGGUUACUCGCAACAGGAUAAGGAAUUCAUGCGUGUCAUGGAAGGGGAGUUUAUUAAGGACGAGUACGGUAAUUGGAGUGCACCGUUACCGCUAAAAAAGGAACGACCUACUUUGUCAAACAAUAUGGAUCAGGCAAGGCAUCGCGCAGAAAAUCUACGAAAGUCGUUACUGAAAAAUCCUACUAAGCGCGAACAGUUUUGUGCGUUUAUGCAAAACAUUUUUGACAAGGAGCAUGCAGAGGUAGCUCCCGAGUUACAAGAUGGCGAGGAAGCAUGGUAUCUACCGAUAUUCGGGGUUUAUCAUCCCCAAAAACCCAACAAAAUCCGAGUCGUUUUCGAUUCGGCGGCAAAGUUUAAUGGACAUUCACUUAACGACAUUCUCAUGACAGGUCCGGAUCUCAUAAACAAUUUGGUUGGUGUGUUAAUGAAAUUCAGGAAGGAACGAAUUGCGAUUAUGGCCGAUGUUGAACAGAUGUUCUUCAACUUCUAUGUGCACAAGCGUGACAGAAACUUUCUACGUUUCUUAUGGUUUCAAGAUAAUGAUCCCACACAACCGCUAAGGGAAUUUCGUAUGUGCGUGCAUGUGUUUGGCAACUCGUCUUCUCCGUGUAUUGCCACACUUGGAUUAAGGAAAUCUGCUUGCGACCAUAUCGAUUCUUCCGCGUGCGACGAGGUGUGUUGUUUCGUCAAAGAGAGCUUCUACGUUGACGAUGGGUUGACCUCUGUAUCUGACGAAGGUCAUGCAGUGCAGUUGUUGAGAGACACUCAAGCUCGAUUACGGCAAAACGGAAACAUUCACUUGCACAAGUUCUCGUCGAACAGUGUUGAUGUUUUAAAGCAGUUUCCAAAAGAGGAUACCAGCGAAAUUUGCGAUAUGGACUUCGAUGAUAUCGUUCAUAGGAGUCUCGGACUACGUUGGAAAGUCGGUUGUGAUACGUUCACGUUUAGUGUUUCUGAUGAGGUGAAACCGUUCACCAAACGAGGCGUACUUUCUACAAUACAUAGUGUAUUCGACCCCCUCGGCUUUGUGGCACCAGUUAUUCUCGGAGGCAGACUAUUAAUGCGAAAUGUGUUAUCGUCAAAGGAUCUUGACUGGGAUGACCCUUUACCUCCGGACUUGAACUCUGAUUGGAAAAAAUGGAGGUCUUCGCUUAAAGAUCUGGAACAGUUAGAAAUUUCGAGAUGUUACUCCAAUUCGUCAUUGGAAAAGGCAAUUCGUCGUGAACUACACGUAUUCUCAGACGCGUCAAAGGAUGCCAUAGGCGCAGUAGCAUACAUGAAAAUUUAUGACGUACAGGAAAAUGCUUCUGUUGGAUACGUUCUUGGCAAAUCGAAAGUAGCGCCUUCCCACGGACAUACCAUUCCAAGACUAGAACUAUGCGCGGCUGUUCUUGCUACUGAACUCGGUUUAUUUAUAUCCGAACACGUCGAUGUUGUGUUUGACGCCACCUACUACUAUACCGACAGUCAGGUAGUACUAGGGUAUAUAUUUAACGACACGCGCCGUUUCUUCGUUUAUGUUGCUAAUCGGAUUGACAAGAUUCUGAAGUUAUCUUCCAAACAGCAGUGGAGUUUCGUUUCUAGUGAAUGUAACCCUGCCGAUAGUGCGACUAGGCCAAUGCGUGCGAAAGACGUUGGAAAGUCAGUGUGGUUGAACGGACCCGUUGACGUCAUGAGUGAUUUGCAAAGUUCGUAUAGAGACCAAGUAUUUCCGUUGAUCGGUAACGACGACGGUGAAAUAACGUUCGUCAACGAAACAAAUGUCAUGAAAACUCACGUUCGGAAGGACUUCGCUCUCGAUUCUGACCGUUUCGCGAGAUUUUCGUCAUGGACUAGGUUGGUUAGUGCAAUAACCUUACUGAAACAAGUCGCGCAUCGUCAUCACAACGGAACAGACAAUCCAGACGUGUUGCGUUUUGCUAACGAUUCAAAGAACCUCAUACUGAAGGUUGUUCAACAAGAGUUUUAUUCGAUGGAAAUCGACUGUUUGCAGAAAGGACUGCCGUUAAACAGGAACAAUUCUUUGUUGAAAUUGUCGCCGUUUCUAGACGACGAGGGGCUCCUGAGGAUUGGUGGUAGGAUUCAGAAUAGUGACAUUGACUUACCUGGAAAGGAUCCGAUCAUUGUCCCAGCAAAACAUCACGUGGCUACUCUAAUCGUGAGACAUUAUCACGAGAAAUCGGAACACCAAGGCCGACAUAUUACGGAGGGUAAAAUACGUUCUUCUGGUUAUUGGCUAGUGGGAGGAAAGCGAUUAAUUUCCUCUAUUUUACAUCACUGUGUCGUGUGCAGGAAACUCCGAGGAAAGUUUGUGGAACAAAAAAUGUGUACUUUACCGCAGGAUCGUUUGACACCAUGUCCGCCUUUCACUUACAUUGGAUUGGAUGCGUUUGGACCAUGGAAUGUGCGCGCGAGAAAAACUAGGGGAGGACAAGCUAACGCAAAACGUUGGGCUAUAAUAUUCUGUUGCAUGGUAUCGAGAGGGAUACAUAUUGAGGUCGUAGAGGAGAUGAGCACAUCUUCCUUCAUUAACGCACUGCGGAGAUUCAUCGCGCUCAGAGGACCGGUAAAGCACAUUAGGUCGGACAAAGGAUCUAACUUCGUAGGAGCCGUUAAGGAACUUAACUUGAAUGUUAUUGACGUCGAGGACAAAGCCGUGAAAGACUUUCUUUCAGAGGAAAGCAUCACAUGGACUUUUAAUCCUCCAUAUGCCUCCCAUAUGGGCGGAUCUUGGGAACGGCUUAUUGGUACCGUUAGAAGGAUUCUGGACAACAUGUUGCGUAAUACUGACACUAAACACCUCACGCAUGAAGUGCUUACGACUUUUCUAGCCGAAGCGUGUGCUAUAGUGAACCAGCGACCACUGGUACCCGUAUCUGACGACCCUGAAAACCCAGUGGUAUUGUCGCCAAGUACUCUCAUUACGCAAAAGACUGACGUUCCAAAUGUAGAUCUAACCUUGGUAGACUUCUCAGUGAAAGACAUGUUUCGAUCCCAAUGGCGAUGUGUUCAGGUAUUGGCCCAGAAAUUUUGGAACGCGUGGAGAAGAGACUAUCUACAAUCGCAACAAACGCGACAAAAGUGGAAUCACGAACGUUCAAACUUGAAACAAGGUGACAUUGUUUUGCUGAAGGAUCAUGACUCUCAUCGUAAUGACUGGCCAAUGGGAAUUGUUGAAUGUGUUUUUCCUAGUCACGAUGGUCUUGUUCGUAAAGUCAGAGUUAAGACAAUUCGUAAUGGACGAUCGGUUUCGUAUAUCCGUCCUAUUACUCAGUUAGUACUAUUGAUGGCAGAGUGA
Ylistrum balloti is the source of this 5007-nucleotide messenger RNA. RefSeq lists its product as uncharacterized. The record is from RefSeq and is a predicted model, not a curated record. Gene Ontology annotation, molecular function: nucleic acid binding; zinc ion binding. Bases 1 to 5007 code for a protein of 1668 amino acids. Gene Ontology annotation, biological process: DNA integration. The transcript has a single exon. Lineage: Eukaryota; Metazoa; Mollusca; Bivalvia; Pectinida; Pectinidae.